AUGCCACCAGCAGACGAGCCUAUGUUUCAUGUACCACCUGGAGAUCCCUAUUUCCCCGACUAUGCAUCCAUGUACCAACCCAUUUCUCCAGCUGAACAUGCAUCGAUGCAAUCUGAUGAGUUCGAGCCUGAAGAAGAUCCAGAGGAGGAUCCGGAAGAGGAGAUGGAGGAGGAACCUGAGGAUGAUGCCGAAGAUGAUGUGGAUGAAGAUGAGGUGAUAAUGAUAACCGAUUCAGAGUCAUCCGCCUCAAUUCCACCUACUCCCCGCCGCUCUUUCCUUGGAUAUUCACUCCGCCGUUCCGGAAAAAAUGCAAGGAUUUCAGUCCCAAAACCCGUUACUAUAAAGUAUAACUUGAGGUCCCCUCGCACUAGAAAGGCGAUGGACCCACUUGUUUUGGAAAGCAGCCGUGGGAACCAGAGGACGACUGAGAAGCGAACUGUAGCAACUUUUGAAGAAGGACAAGCAUCAGGCAUUGCACGUGCAUCUGACAUGGACAUUGACAAAUUAUCCUUCCUACUUGAGCAAAACGUCUUAUUUCAUGGACAAAUGUGGCACGUCAGUGACGAACUAAGAAACAAGAAAGGUCAAUCCAUAAAAACGAAGGAAGAAAUGGCCCGCAUGAAUAAACAACAAGGUCAGUAUCAGAUCUUGCAAGACAAUCUCUAUCAAGAGAUGGACUACCGCCAUAACAGCUGGACGAAUUUCGAUUCAAGAGUAACCAAUGUGGAAACUCAAAACCAAAUUGCCCUUUCAGUGGCAUAUGGAAUCAAGGAGAGACAUGCUAUGCUAGUGGGAAAACACGAAACACUAGAGAAAAAACAUAAAAUACUAGAAGAAAAAUAUGAUGACAUGUCUCGCUCGGUGGACAAUAUUUUUUUUAGUUUUUAUAAAACUAAUUAG
This is a messenger RNA of Lactuca virosa, 900 nucleotides long. Lineage: Eukaryota; Viridiplantae; Streptophyta; Magnoliopsida; Asterales; Asteraceae. The record is from the annotation of a GenBank genome assembly.